CGAAGGGGAGGGAGAGACAUUAGGGGUGGGAACCCACAACAGCCACCAACCUCCCGCACCAGUUAGCCGAGCGUCCCCACGCUUCGUGCUACUCCGCUCCUUCAGCGCCGAGUCCCGUUGCCCUACCGAUGGAGGAGGGGGAAGGAUGGGGACGGCGCCAGGCGGGGGAGUCCGCACGAGCCGAGGGGCGAGGGGGGACGAGCGACGUAGUGCGGCGCGGGGUGAGCGGCACAGGCCAUUCGGAAUCGCUUUCCCGCCGCCCCUUUCGCCGAGCCCCGGAGCGGGGAAGGUCACCGGAGGCGGGAGGGGGAGGGAGGCCGGGCGGGGCGGGCGGCGCCGCGGGUAUUUCGAGCGGCGGCAGCCGGCGCGGCGCGUACCUUGCCCUUUUUUGGGCUGGCGGGGCAGGUUGCCGGAGCCCCGUGUCCCUCGCUUGUCGCCGCCCCGCCUUCCGACACCGGGCGGGGCCCUCCCGCUGGCCGACCCCGCUCCCCGCCCCGGGAGGCGGCAGGUGCAGCGACGGCCGCGUCGCGCAGCAGAAGGAGGUGGCAAAGCAUAAGCUUAAAUCGUCUCAGAAGGAAAAGGUCCGCCAGUUUAUGGCAUUUACCCAAGCUGGUGAAAGGACUGCUAUAUACUGCUUAAUGCAGAAUGAGUGGAAACUAGAAGUGGCAACAGACAACUACUUCCAGAAUCCAGACUUGUACUACAAGGAAUCCAUGAAAAAUUCAGUAGACAAGAAAAAAUUGGAACAAUUGUAUAAUCGAUACAAAGACCCACAAGAUGAAAAUAAAAUUGGCAUUGAUGGAAUUCAGCAGUUCUGUGAUGAUUUAAGCCUGGACCCAGCCAGUAUCAGUGUUCUGGUUGUAGCGUGGAAGUUCAGGGCAGCUACUCAAUGUGAAUUCAGUAAAAAGGAGUUUGUUGAUGGCAUGACAGAUUUGGGGUGUGACACUACAGAAAAACUAAAAGCUCUAUUGCCAAGACUGGAACAAGAGCUAAAGGAUCCAACAAAGUUCAAAGAUUUUUAUCAGUUUACUUUUAACUUUGCUAAAAACCCUGGACAAAAAGGUCUAGAUCUAGAAAUGGCAAUUGCAUAUUGGAAUUUAGUCUUGUCAGGAAGGUUUAAAUUUCUAGAUCUUUGGAAUAAAUUUUUGUUGGAACACCAUAAAAGAUCAAUUCCAAAAGAUACUUGGAAUCUUUUGUUAGACUUUGGAAAUAUGAUUGCAGAUGAUAUGUCCAACUAUGAUGAAGAAGGAGCAUGGCCUGUUCUUAUAGAUGAUUUUGUGGAAUACGCACGACCAGUAGUCACAGGAGGAAAACAUAAAACUUCCUAACCCCAGACUUGUUAAUAUGGACUGAAUGUGCACUCUGAACUGCGUUAGGUAAUGAAGAUGUGUUGGCUGAUAACUGUGCACAUCGUUGCUGGUUUCAUUGGUUGUGAUGAGAUUCGGCAGACAAAACUGAAUUUCUUCCUUUCUGCCUGAAGAAAAUGAUGACUGAUUUGUGGACACUUCAAGAACAAACUCAGAAGAUAGCCCAGGCUGUUAGUAGGCUGUUGGCUUCAGUUAUUGUACUGGUUGUAUCAUAUAGGAUGUAGAUUUUGCAUGAUUUUAUACUUUGGAGAAGUUUAAUUAGAGGCCGUUUUUAUUAAAGAUUUGACAGCACAGCAUGCCAUUCAGUUUAUGAUCCAAAGUGAACACCAGCAGUUACAUAAGUAAAACUGUAUUAUAUUGUACUUAUAGUAAAAGCAAUAUUUGUGGUAUAUAAAUUAAAUCCCUAAAUAAAA
Colius striatus (speckled mousebird) is the source of this 1780-nucleotide messenger RNA. It is a transcript of the gene DCUN1D2, whose product is annotated as defective in cullin neddylation 1 domain containing 2. The transcript is spliced from 7 exons. Gene Ontology annotation, cellular component: ubiquitin ligase complex. Lineage: Eukaryota; Metazoa; Chordata; Aves; Coliiformes; Coliidae. Gene Ontology annotation, biological process: positive regulation of ubiquitin-protein transferase activity; protein neddylation. Gene Ontology annotation, molecular function: cullin family protein binding; ubiquitin conjugating enzyme binding; ubiquitin-like protein binding. The record is from RefSeq and is a predicted model, not a curated record. Bases 129 to 1328 code for a protein of 399 amino acids.